GCGACGACGGCGCGGCGCAGGGCGGUAAACAAGAUGGCGGCGGCGUGUCGGUCUAGGAAAGGGGAGGCGGCUCACAGCGCCCGCGAGUGAGGCGCGAGCCUCCGAGGGCGGUGUCGGCGUGGAGUUUUCUCUCGCGGACAGCAUCUUUCUGCCUGGAGUUCGACUCCCCCCUCGCCGCUCCCGCCUCCUGCCUGUCACGCGGCGGCUAGGCGGCGAGGGGGACGCGCCGCCCGGGGUGGUUUUCUCCCCCCUUGGUCCCCGGAAGAUUUCCUGUCCCGACUUCGUGCCCGCGACUUGUGGGUGUCCCGCGUCCGGGUGGAGUUUGCGCCCCGAGAAGUAGUGGAACUAAGGGGCCGCGCGCGGCGUCGGCGCGGGCCGGACAUGGACGGAGCGGACCGGCCUCGACGCGGCCGCCUGGGCCCCUGAGCGCGGGGCCCAAGUGGCGACCAUGACCUAGCGGCCCGCGCGCCGCGACGGCGGACCGUCGCCUCCGUCGGAAGCAGCGUCCCCGGGGACCCGAAUUAGGGGGACGCGAGGGUUGGGGGGGGGCUCAUUGCUUUUUUUUUUUUAUUCUUAUUUUCAUUUUUUUCUCCCUGAGCACCUAGAAGAAAAGGGGAAAAUCAAAAGUGAAGAAUUGGCGCCCAGGAAACGGACGUGGACCCGGUUGUGGGGACCGGGAGGGUUGUGGAGGUCGUUCCUUUUCCCCCCCAUUCCUUUUUUCCCCCUUCUUGAACAUUUGGAAGAAGCGGGUGGGGGAAAUUUGAACUUGAAAAGAAUUGGCGCUCCCGAAGGGGACGAGGACAAAGAGUGGGCCAGGAUGGACGUGGCGGACCCCCAGCCGUUGGGCCUGUUCCCCGAGGGCGAGCUAAUGUCGGUGGGCAUGGACACCUUCAUCCACCGCAUCGACUCCACCGAGGUGAUCUACCAGCCGCGCCGCAAGCGCGCCAAGCUCAUCGGCAAGUACCUGAUGGGGGACCUGCUCGGGGAGGGCUCGUACGGCAAGGUGAAGGAGGUGCUGGACUCCGAGACCUUAUGCCGCAGGGCGGUCAAGAUCCUCAAGAAGAAAAAGCUGCGCAGGAUCCCCAAUGGCGAGGCCAACGUCAAGAAGGAGAUCCAGCUGCUGCGGCGGCUGCGGCAUCGGAAUGUGAUCCAGCUUGUGGAUGUGCUGUACAAUGAGGAGAAGCAGAAGAUGUAUAUGGUGAUGGAGUACUGCGUGUGUGGCAUGCAGGAGAUGCUGGACAGUGUGCCAGAGAAGCGCUUCCCCGUGUGCCAAGCUCAUGGGUACUUCCGCCAGCUGAUUGACGGCCUGGAGUACCUACACAGCCAGGGCAUUGUUCACAAGGACAUCAAGCCGGGCAACCUGCUCCUCACCACCAAUGGCACACUCAAGAUCUCCGACCUCGGUGUUGCCGAGGCCUUGCACCCUUUCGCUGUGGAUGACACCUGCCGGACCAGCCAGGGCUCCCCAGCCUUCCAGCCUCCAGAGAUUGCCAAUGGACUGGACACCUUUUCAGGUUUCAAGGUGGACAUCUGGUCAGCUGGGGUCACACUCUACAACAUCACCACGGGCCUGUACCCAUUUGAGGGGGACAAUAUCUACAAGCUCUUUGAGAACAUCGGGAGAGGGGACUUCACCAUCCCUUGUGACUGCGCUCCACCACUCUCUGACCUACUCCGAGGGAUGCUGGAGUACGAGCCAGCCAAGAGGUUCUCCAUCCGACAGAUUAGACAGCACAGCUGGUUCCGGAAGAAACACCCGUUGGCCGAGGCUCUUGUGCCUAUCCCCCCAAGCCCAGACACUAAGGACCGCUGGCGCAGCAUGACCGUAGUGCCCUACCUGGAGGACCUGCAUGGCCGUGCAGAGGAGGAGGAGGACGAGGACUUGUUUGACAUUGAGGACGGCAUCAUCUAUACCCAGGACUUCACAGUGCCUGGACAGGUCCUGGAAGAGGAAGUGGGUCAGAAUGGACAGAGCCACAGCCUGCCCAAGGCUGUUUGUGUGAAUGGCACAGAGCCCCAGCUCAGCAGCAAGGUGAAGCCAGAAGGCCGGCCUGGCACUGCCAACCCUGCACGCAAGGUGUGCUCCAGCAACAAGAUCCGCCGGCUCUCGGCCUGCAAGCAGCAGUGACUGAGGCCUACAGGUGGGCAGGGGCCAGGAUCCAGAGUCAUGCUUGGUGUUCACAGUGGCCUCGCUCCUUCCCAAGGGCAGGGCUGCAGGGGGUGAGGCCACAGCCCUUACUAUGUGCACAAAGAACCUUUCUGCUCUGGAGUGGCCAGUACCUGGGGCCUGGUGCUAAGUGGCCACCCAUUCUACCAACAGUGUGUCGCCAGGAUCUUUGGGCAGGUGUCCCGGCAAGACUGAUUCCGGGCCUGUCUGUCCACACACUUCUGGACAUUGGAGCCGAGGGCGGACCUGCCACCCCAGAAGCACUUUAUGUCGAGACCACUGGCCGGCCUCGCCUGCAUGCCGCCCUGCGAGCCUCGCUGUCUUUGGGUUGGUUUUUUUUUUUCUUCUUUUUUCUUCUUUUUUUUUUUUUUUUUAAAUAAAACAGGAGGAUUUGAGCUGUGGCUAUGAGGAUGUUUGGAAAUAGGGAGCAGGCAGGGCACAGGGUGGCCUGCAGAGAAAACCCAGAGCGAACAAAUAUGCAGAGACAUUUAUGAUCAACCAGACAACACGACCAACCACAGGGCGCAGGGCAGGGAGUGGGCGGGCACUCAUGGCGAGGCUGCCCUAUCUUUUGGCAAUAAAUAAAGCUUGGGAAACUUGAA
This is a messenger RNA of Rattus rattus (black rat), 2769 nucleotides long. RefSeq names its product serine/threonine kinase 11 (gene Stk11). Gene Ontology annotation, molecular function: ATP binding; protein serine/threonine kinase activity; protein kinase activator activity. The transcript has 9 exons. Gene Ontology annotation, biological process: protein phosphorylation; establishment of cell polarity; regulation of Wnt signaling pathway. The record is from RefSeq and is a predicted model, not a curated record. The coding region runs from base 818 to 2128 and encodes 436 amino acids. Gene Ontology annotation, cellular component: nucleus; cytoplasm. Lineage: Eukaryota; Metazoa; Chordata; Mammalia; Rodentia; Muridae.